GGAAGCGUUAAAGACAGCGCAGUUGGCAAAAACAAGCGGCGGUUGAUGCUUUUUUCAUCAUCGAUCUCCUUGCUAGGAUUUCUUUCUAGAUUUUAGAGUUGUUUAGUAUUUUAGAGAAAAAAGGAGAUUUUUUGGCAUCGCUUAUAGAAGAGGCAACAUCGACAAUAACAACAACACUUUAAACACAAUCCACAACAACAGUUAUAACUAACAAACUGUAACCAUGAAUAAUAAUUCAUCAGUAAAGACCAUGUACCGAAAAUCGUCUUCGAAUAUUCCGGAAAGGAAUUCAGUGAUCUUUCGUAAAUCUCGUAUGUACAAUACAAUGAAUGCUCAGUCCCCGUUGAGUUUAGGGACAGGAGUGGCGAGUUCGAUUUCUCACAAGGGUGUCACUGACAUUAGAUGCAAUAGAGAAAAGGAGAAAAAGGAGUUGCAGGAUUUGAACGAAAGGUUUGCCAACUACAUCGAAAAGGUACGUUUUCUCGAGGCUGAGAACAAAACCCUUCGGGAAGCUUUGAAAAAGAGCAAACGGGAUUUUAACAUCGAACCCAUUAAAGCGAUGUACCAAGCUGAGAUUGACGAGACCAAGAAACUUCUGGAUGACUCCAACAAUGAAAAUGGCAACCUUAAGGCCCGUAUUGGGACUUUGGAAGACGAGCUGGAAGACUUACGAGCUCAACUGCGUCAUGUUAACGAUAUGAACGACCAACUCCAGAACAAUGUCGACACGCUCAAUGAUGACAUCUCCCGACGUAUUGCUGACUGUGAAAUGCUAAGAAGGAAGGUUCAAGAACUUGAGAAACAACUUGCAGACUGGAAAACCAGGCAUGGUCACCUUGACAACCAACUACAAGGACUAAGAAUUGAUUUGCAAGAGGAAACCGCCCAACGCCUGGGCGAGACAAACCGCGCUCAAGCUCUUGAAGAAGAGUUAGCUUUCCUGAGAGAAAUCUGUGAAAACGAAAUCAAAGAAUACAAGGCCUUAUUGGCUAAGGAUAGUUCCGUACCUGACAUGCGUGAAUACUGGACAUCUGAACUGGGAUCUUGUCUUAAAGAAAUCCGUCAAGAAUACGAAGGCCAAUUGGAAGCUUUGUCUUCUAGCCUGGAAGCUAGAUACGAGUCCCAGUUGUGUGAAAUGCGUCUUGGUGCCACGAAAGGAAAUGCUGAAACCAUACAAAUGACUGAGGAAAACAGACGACUUCGAGCACAGAAGUCUGAUCUUGAGAAUAAAUUGCGCGAAUGUGAUACUCAGAUUUCUCAGCUAUCGAACCAACUCAGAGCAGUGACCGCUGAACUGGAAAUGAUGACCAGUGACUAUGACAACGAGAAACUUUCUCACAAGGCCGACGUUGACAGACUCAACGCUGAGUUAGAAGGUGUGAUCAAAGAACUCCAGGAACUCAUGGAUGCCAAACUGUCUCUGGAACUUGAGAUUGCUGCUUAUCGCAAACUGUUGGAAGGAGAAGAAAGCAGGAUAAGCCUUGGAAGCUUGGUCCAGACACUGGGAGGUUUCCGUUCAGAGUCAGAAGAUAUUCUUGCUACUGCUUUCCAAAGAUCUGGUUCCAGUUAUCAGGCUAUAUCAAGCGCGGAUGAUUCCAGUAUAUGUCCGGCAUCACAAGGCCGUAUCACCAUACACCGUACGUCAGCAGGAAGUGUGUCCAUCAUGGAGGUAGACGCCACUGGCCAAUAUAUUGAAUUGGAAGAAAUCAGCAGUGCUAAAUUAGGAAGAAUACAGGAGCCAAUCAAUCUCAAGGGAUGGUCACUCGAACGUACCUUUGAGGACACGAAAAAAGCACUCGUCCACCAGUUUAAAGAAGACUUCCUCUUCUCGCCAAAUAAACAGAUUAAGGUUUGGGGAUCAAAAUAUAGCGCUAAUGCAGAAGGCAUCGUUUCUUCUACCGUCAACGACUGGGGACCUUUGAACACAAGUUCCAGAAUCGUUUUGAAGGACGAGAAUUCAAGGGAAAAAGCUGUGCUUAACGUCAAGUAUGCAGGUUAAAAUAUUUGCUUUUUAUGAAGGAAAUUUUGUUUUAAACAAAUAAUACUUGGCAACAGAGAAAAAGACUCUUGUCAAACUGAACAAAAAAGAACCUCACUUAGAAGUUCCAGGUAAAACAAUGGAAUAUCAAAACCGUUCUAUCUAUCAUGUCGAAAGCGGCAUUUUCCUCCUCCCAUAUAUAUCUUUAUAUAUAUAUAUAUAUAUAUAUAUAUAUAUAUAUAUACAUAUAUAUAUUUUAGUACUAUUGUCCUGAAGAGUUGAUUUUUUUAUAAGAAAAGAAGGAAAAAGAAAAAGAAAUGAAACAAAGAAGAGAAGAAACACAAUAGAAAGGCAAACUUCCUCGACUUAAUUCUAUCGCGAAGCCACAAAAUUCUCGGCUUACAUCUUGCUUUUAAAUAAUUCUACAUAUUUCACCUUUCAAAAAAAAAAAAAAAAGGCUAGGGAUCUAGACCACUUUCGUAUAGAUAUUGCAUCCAAUUUUCGGUCGGUGUGGGUCCUAGUUGCCUGCACAUUGGGACUGAGCUGAACAUUUUUUCCAUCCCCACCAUAUAUCUUUUAUGAUGAUGAACUCGAAGGCAUUUGAGUGAGAAAAGUGAAAAAAUAUUUUUUUUUUUUUUACCAAAAAAAAAAAAAAAACAGGAAAAUCAACGACAAUUCAAUGACCACCCAACAAAAUGGAAGGUUUCAUGAAAUAACAACACCUAACAACAGAAACAAGAUGAAAACAAACCAACAACUGGAAGAUGGGAGUAAGUUCUCCGGGAGUUUAAAUAUUGCAUUACAUUUUAUCUCUUCGAAACAAUGCGUUGUGUAUUGUGUUUUUCUUUCCUAGAUUUCUCUAGCUGAAUUGUAUGAAUCAAAC
Octopus sinensis (East Asian common octopus) is the source of this 2861-nucleotide messenger RNA. RefSeq names its product 60 kDa neurofilament protein. The transcript has 11 exons. NCBI's taxonomy places the organism in Eukaryota, Metazoa, Mollusca, Cephalopoda, Octopoda, Octopodidae. Bases 224 to 1999 code for a protein of 591 amino acids. The record is from RefSeq and is a predicted model, not a curated record.